This is a messenger RNA of Myotis brandtii (Brandt's bat), 744 nucleotides long. Its product is annotated as melanoma-associated antigen 10. Gene Ontology annotation, cellular component: nucleus. The coding region runs from base 1 to 744 and encodes 247 amino acids. NCBI's taxonomy places the organism in Eukaryota, Metazoa, Chordata, Mammalia, Chiroptera, Vespertilionidae. The record is from RefSeq and is a predicted model, not a curated record. Gene Ontology annotation, biological process: negative regulation of transcription by RNA polymerase II. The transcript has a single exon.
AUGGCAUCCUUUCCAUGGAGACACUCUGAAGAUGAGAGCUCCAGCAGCCAAGAUGAGGAGGGUCCAAACACUGAGGGAGGCCCUGAAGAUGAUGCCGAUUUCUUGCUCUACAAAGCACUGCAUUUGAAGAUGAUAGAAAUGGUGGAGUUUCUGCUCCUGAAGUAUCGUGCAAAGGAGCCAACCACAAAGGCAGAAAUGCUGAGUAGUGUCAUCAAAGAGCACCAGGACCACUUUCCUGAGCUUUUCAGUGCAGCCACUGAAUGCAUCCAGUUGGGUUUUGGUAUUGUUGUGAAACAAAUGGACCCCAGUACCCACACCUAUGUCCUGGCCACUGCCUUGGGGCUCACCUAUGAUGGGAUGGUGAGCGAUGGGCACAGAUAUCCCAACACAGGCCUCCUGGUCACACUUCUGUGUGUGAUCGCCUCAGAGGGUGAUUGUGCCCCUGAGGAGAAAAUCUGGGAAGCAGUGAAUAUUUUAGGGGUGCAUGAUGGGAAGGUUCAUUGGCUCUAUGGGGAGCCCAGGGAGCUCCUCACCAAAGUUUGGGUGCAGGAACAGUACCUAGUGUACCACCAGGUGCCCAAUAGCGAUCCUGCACGCUAUGAGUUCCUAUGGGGUCCCAGAGCCCAUGCGGAGACUACCAUGUUGAAAACCCUCCAGUUUGUGCUCAGGGUUAAUGACAGGGAUCCCUAUUCCCUUUCAUCCCUGCUUGAAGGGCCUGAGUACAAUGAGAACCACUAUGCCUGA